AUGGCCGAGGUUGGCUUCCAGUGCCCCUGGCUGGCCGGUUACAACGAGGUCUACGGUGUCUCCUUCCUGCUGGUGCCCGCCCUGGUGCUCACCCUCCUCGGCGUCUUCCUGCACCGUGAGUGCCUGAUGGGCUGGAGGGGGACAACGGCCAAGGGAGAGGGGUGCCCAGCCCAGCAGCCCCCUCCUGCCUGUGCACCAGGCUCCUGGAGGGUGGUUACCUCGCUGCGGGUCUUCUAUCACGCCUGGGUGUGGAUCAUCGUGGUGCUGUUGGAUGGGGACUGCUACACCUGCGUGCAAUACUUCCUCCGGUUGCAUGGCCCCAGCUCCAACUCCAACCCCGGGGAGGAUUCCGAGCUCGUCCGCGUCCUGCACUUCGAGUCUCGGGUAAUUGGGCUGGCCCUGUUGCUGACACUGGUCUCCAUUGCAGUUGGCAUCAGCUGCUGCCACGUGUCCCACUGCUGUGGGAAGCCUUACUAUUGGUGGGAAUACCAGCAAAUGUACCUGGAGGAGGUGGAGAGACUGCUCCUGACCAACCUGAAGGACAGCGCCAACCGGCGAGCCGAGGAUAAUUUCGGGAGUGAAACUGAUGGGGGCAGUGCGGAAGACACCUGGGAGCACAUUUCUUCAGUGGGCUUCGCGAAGAUCCAGUACCCGGAUGACUUCCGCGCAGCACCGAGGACAAGUGGGGAAAGCCGCCAAAACCAGCAGGAGGCGAUGAAGGAGGAGGAACCGCCGCAGGGCGGAAGAGAAGAGACACAGCAGAGCGACAUGCAUCUGGUGCAGGGGGAGCUGGGCAUCCUGAGUGAGCAAGGGACGGCGGAGCCACCGGUCCCCACAGCCGGCGUCAACGGCCAAGCGGGACAGACUGAAGCAGAGCCAGCCCCUGGCCAGGCGGAGGCAGGGAAACCAGGAUGGAGGACCCGGCUGUGA
This is a messenger RNA of Rhincodon typus (whale shark), 930 nucleotides long. Its product is annotated as calcium homeostasis modulator protein 5-like. The record is from RefSeq and is a predicted model, not a curated record. The transcript has 2 exons. The coding region runs from base 1 to 930 and encodes 309 amino acids. Gene Ontology annotation, molecular function: monoatomic cation channel activity. NCBI's taxonomy places the organism in Eukaryota, Metazoa, Chordata, Chondrichthyes, Orectolobiformes, Rhincodontidae.